Messenger RNA from Paramecium tetraurelia, 1131 nucleotides. RefSeq lists its product as uncharacterized. Lineage: Eukaryota; Ciliophora; Oligohymenophorea; Peniculida; Parameciidae. The record is from RefSeq and is a predicted model, not a curated record. The transcript has 2 exons.
AUGUUCAAAAAUUUCAUGUAUGUUGAAUAUGGGCCAGAAUUACAAUGUCAUGAUAAGCUCUAUUAAAAUGCCCUAAAAAAAUAGUAGAAAUAAAAAGACGUUGAUUACUAAAAAUAAUUAUAAAUGUUGAUUGAUCAAGUAAAUGAAAUCGAAGAUGAACCUCCUUAGUAGGUAACUAAGGACUUUUAUGAUUACUCAAUGAAAUGGAAAAAUCUAGUUAAUCAAAAACGAUUUUAGGAGCAGUAUUAAAAUGAGAUGAGUCUGUAACAAAAGUCAUAAUAACCUUAAAUAUAAAAAUUACCUUAGAAUUAUCUAUCACCCAUUGAUGGUUGGAAAUAUCAUGCUCAAUAGUACUUUGAGAAAAAAGGAAGCAGAUAGCAAAACGACUCCAGUUUCUAACCAAGCAUAAAUGAAAAGUCCAAAAUGAUGCAGUUUGAUGACCCAGUUGAAGAUAGAUUGAUUAAAUAUGGCUAGCAAAGAGAAUAGAAAUACCUAUUUGAAAAGCAAUUUGAAAAGUUUUAUGAAUAAGUCCAAAAUGAUCAAAGACCUACUAAACCAAAUGAAGAAGUCUUUUCCAGAUUAUAUAAUUAUGAACGCAAAUAACCACAACCUGAAGUAUAUUAAUUGAAUAUCAACAAGUUACCUCCUGAAUUUGAGGAAAGAGUCAAAAAGCGACGAGAAUAAUACUCUCUCUUUGAAAACAGGUAAACUAGAGCUUAGACUGAAAUAACUGAUCAUGAAAUCAAAGUAUUAUCAUAAAAUUAGUUUGAUGAAUUUCUGAAACGGAAUUUCUGCAAUAACUUUAGAACCCAAUCUUUUAAGGAAGAAUCAAUUGAAUCGUAUCCAUUCCAACCUGAAUUGAACAAGAAAUCCUUAGAAUUGGCUUCCAAAAACACAGACACUUUGAUAGAAAGGUAAGAGAAGUUUUUGAUCAAAAAAUAACAGACCUUAUAAUAAUAUUAAGAAGAACAAUAGUUGGAGAAGCAAAGACAAUCUGAAAAUGAAUUUAAAUAGAUGAGCAAGCCAAGUUCAAAGAUUAGAGUGAACAAACCCAGCAAGUCACCCAUUCGGCAAUAAAAUGCUUAUAACUUAUAAACAUUAAUCAACAAAUAAGUGCCUUAGCUAUUUUGA